Messenger RNA from Piliocolobus tephrosceles (Ugandan red Colobus), 1252 nucleotides. RefSeq names its product arylacetamide deacetylase like 3 (gene AADACL3). NCBI's taxonomy places the organism in Eukaryota, Metazoa, Chordata, Mammalia, Primates, Cercopithecidae. Bases 29 to 1252 code for a protein of 407 amino acids. Gene Ontology annotation, cellular component: membrane. Gene Ontology annotation, molecular function: carboxylic ester hydrolase activity. The transcript is spliced from 4 exons. The record is from RefSeq and is a predicted model, not a curated record.
UCUCAGCCCUCUCCGAGCUGGAAGCAGCAUGUGGGUCCUGGCCCUGAUCUUCCUCGCAGCAGCCUGUGUGUUCUCACUAGGGGUCACUCUGUGGGUCAUUUGCAGCCAGUUUUUCACUGUGCACAUCCCGGCAGCGGUUGGCCACCCUGUGAAACUGAGAGUCCUUCAUUGCAUCGUCCAGCUGCUGGUGACAUGGGGGAUGAUGUUUGAGAAGCUCAGAAUCUGUUCUAUGCCCCAAUUUAUCCGUUUCGUGCACGAUCUGCCGCCGCUAAAGUAUGACCCCGAUGUUGUGGUCACAGAUUUCCGCUUUGGGACAAUCCCUGUGAAGCUGUAUCAGCCCAAGGCAUCCACCUGCACCCUGAAGCCCGGCAUCGUGUACUACCACGGUGGCGGGGGCGCCAUGGGGAGCUUGAAAACCCACCAUGGCAUAUGCUCUCGUUUGUGCAAGGAGAGUGACUCUGUGGUUCUGGCAGUUGGUUACCGCCAGUUACCUAAGCAUAAGUUUCCAGUGCCAAUAAGAGACUGCUUGGUGGCCACCAUCCACUUCCUGAAGUCCCUGGAUGCAUACGGAGUGGAUCCAGCCCGGGUUGUGGUCUGUGGUGACAGUUUGGGAGGGGGAAUAGCCACGGUGGUUUGUCAAAAACUUGUGGACAGGCCAGAUCUGCCCCGGAUCCGAGCUCAGAUCCUGAUCUACGCCAGUCUCCAAGCCCUGGAUUUACAAACCCCUUCCUUUCAACAGAAUAAAAACAUCCCCCUGCUCAACUGGAGUUUAGGCUGCUACUGUUUUUCUCAAUAUCUGGAUUUCAGUUCCUCCUGGCAAGAGGUCAUCAUGAAAGGCGCCCAUUUGCCUGCCAAAGUCUGGGAAAAGUACAGAAAGUGGUUGGGCCCAGAAAACAUCCCCGAGAGAUUUAAGAAGAGGGGCUACCGACCGAUGCCCCCUAAGCCUGUAAAUGAAGCUGCUUACUUGGAAGUAAGUGUUGUCCUGGAUGUGAUGUGCUCGCCUCUGAUUGCAGAAGAUGAUGUAGUGUCUCAGCUCCCGGAAACUUGCAUCGUGAGCUGUGAGUAUGAUGCUCUCCGGGACCAUUCGCUGUUGUACAAGAAGAGGCUGGAAGACCUGGGAGUGCCCGUGACCUGGUGCCAUAUGAAGGAUGGUUUCCAUGGAGUGCUCAGCACCAUUGACAUGAGCUUCUUUCACUUUCCGUGCUCCACGAGAAUUCUGAAUGCGUUAGUCCAUUUCAUAAAGGGGCUGUGA